GCGGGAGGACGUGGGGAUACCUAAAGCUUGGCAAUGACUCCAUAACGAGACCCCUCCAAAACUUUUGGACGGUGCGACAAUAUACACAUUUGCAUACGACAACCCGCCAAAAUGAGUUCACAGUCUGAUUUCGACAUCGUGUCGUCAUACCGUCGCAUACUCAAUGAAGAUCCAGAGCUUACUAUGCCCGUCGCGGCUAUCGAAGCCCUCGUUGAAGCUAUUGCGCAGAGUUCAGUGUCGACCGUUGCCGAAACACUUGAGCUUCUCGAACGUCAUACUGCCGCCUUGAAGGCCUCGAUCGCAAAUCCCAUAUCCCUCUCAGCCGGCACCGAUCUAUUCCAACGAUACCUCAUCACCACCCUUAAUCGCCCAGCAAGCCUGAAUCUCGGCCCCGACGACGAUUUCCGCGCAAUACGCAACCACCUCUUGUCGAACGGCAAGCUUUUCGUAGACCGAGCAAAACAGAGCAGAGAAAAGAUUGCAAGCUUCGGCAAGCAUUUCAUUCGGGAUGGAGCCACCGUGCUUACAAACGGAGGAUCGCGUGUGGUGGGCGCAUUGCUGAGAAGGGCCGCCGAGUCCAGCACAAUCCGUUUCAGGGUGGUCUACGUAGUCCCAUCGUCGCGCUCUUCUGAUGCCAAUGAGGGUGAUCAGACCGUGUCCGACCUUCGCGCGCACAACGUCCCAGUCGCUACCAUUACUGAUUCGGCAGUCGCAUACUCAUUGGGCAAAGUGGACAUGGUCAUUGUUGGUGCAGAAGGUGUGGUGGAGAACGGUGGUAUCAUCUCACGCAUGGGGACAUAUCAGAUGGGUCUGUUGGCCAAGAGCAAGGGCAAGCCAUUCUACGUGGUUGCUGAGAGCCACAAGUUCGUCAGGUUAUACCCGCUCAGCCAGUUCGACCUGCCGAUCGAGCAGAAGGUGCUCGACUUCAAGGUCACGGACGAGCCAAAGACAAGCAAGUCAGAUGGCAAGUCAGAUGGCAAGCCCGCAGUCGACAAAGGCGUUGCCGACCUGUCCUUGAAGCACACCGCGACAGGCUUGAGGGCACAAGAUGCUGUCGAUUUCACCCCUCCUGAUCUGAUUUCUGGGAUCAUUACAGAAUCGGGCGUGCUCACACCAUCGGCAGUAUCCGAGGAGCUGAUCAAGAUCUGGUUUUGAGCCCUUCCUAAGCACAGAUUCCCUGACCUGCAUUGAUUGCCUAUUCCUCCAAUUCAUCAAGCUCGCUAUGCCUCGCGAUGAAUACUCACACAGGGACAGGCCACUGAACAAUGCAUUCCCGCGACCGAGUACUCGGUGCCCUCACAGCAAACGCCACAGCAGCACUGAAGAAAAGAGCCAUGUGUGGGACGGCGAUGCACUGGACCAGCCAUAGAGG
Molecule: messenger RNA, 1372 nt
Organism: Boeremia exigua
Lineage: Eukaryota; Fungi; Ascomycota; Dothideomycetes; Pleosporales; Didymellaceae
Exons: 2
Coding region: 112-1155 (347 amino acids)
Biological process (GO): translational initiation
Cellular component (GO): eukaryotic translation initiation factor 2B complex
Molecular function (GO): guanyl-nucleotide exchange factor activity; translation initiation factor activity
Source: RefSeq, a predicted model, not a curated record